This is a messenger RNA of Sphaeroforma arctica JP610, 309 nucleotides long. RefSeq lists its product as hypothetical. The record is from RefSeq and is a predicted model, not a curated record. Lineage: Eukaryota; Ichthyosporea; Ichthyophonida. The annotation marks the transcript as partial. The transcript has 3 exons.
AACAUGACGAGACACUAUUUACACACGACGUCACUGCCAGACUCACUCAACUCAGCGUCUUCCAGUGCCCAUCUCGACCCCAACCACUACAGCAACGACCCAGACAACAACGAUUACCUACAACACGACCCCAAUGACUCACCAGACAUCUCACACUGCAUCCUGGACAGAAGGUCCUCCAAUGGAUCAAUACUACGAAGGUCGGACAUCGGCAGCGCAGAGGAACUCUACCGCAGCACACGGAGCAGCAUCUUCAGCAAAACCAUAUGUAAAGCGGGCAGAGGUAGAAGACAUCCUGCUCAGCGCACC